This is a messenger RNA of Zophobas morio, 488 nucleotides long. RefSeq names its product N-alpha-acetyltransferase 11-like. The transcript is spliced from 4 exons. Gene Ontology annotation, cellular component: NatA complex. Lineage: Eukaryota; Metazoa; Arthropoda; Insecta; Coleoptera; Tenebrionidae. Bases 1 to 480 code for a protein of 159 amino acids. The record is from RefSeq and is a predicted model, not a curated record. Gene Ontology annotation, biological process: N-terminal protein amino acid acetylation. Gene Ontology annotation, molecular function: protein-N-terminal-glutamate acetyltransferase activity; protein N-terminal-serine acetyltransferase activity.
AUGGUUAGCAUAAGACCCGCUACUCCCCACGAUUUACUACAAAUGCAACACUGUAAUUUAACUUGUCUUCCCGAAAAUUAUCAAAUGAAAUACUACUUAUAUCAUAUAUUGACUUGGCCUCAGUUGUCCUUUGUGGCCGAAAAUGAACAAAGAAAAAUAGUAGGUUACGUUCUUGCAAAGAUGGAUGAGGACAUGAAGGAUAUUCCUAACGGGCAUAUAACUUCGCUUGCCGUUCUACGAAACUAUAGAAGUCAAGGAAUUGCUUUUAAAUUAAUGGAGCAAGCCUCAAAAGCAAUGAUUGAUAAUUUUCAAGCGGAUUAUAUGUCUCUUCAUGUUCGUGAGAGUAAUCGUGCCGCUUUGCAUCUUUAUCGUGACACUCUUAACUUUGAAGUUGUUGAUGUUGAAUCCAAGUAUUAUGCCGAUGGAGAAAACGCAUAUGCCAUGAGAAGAUCUUUGAAGAAAAAACUUCCUUUAAAUUAAUUUCGAAU